Molecule: messenger RNA, 2038 nt
Organism: Polypterus senegalus (gray bichir)
Lineage: Eukaryota; Metazoa; Chordata; Cladistia; Polypteriformes; Polypteridae
Product: ankyrin repeat domain-containing protein 10-like
Exons: 6
Coding region: 172-1365 (397 amino acids)
Molecular function (GO): protein binding
Source: RefSeq, a predicted model, not a curated record
AGUGUGCCGAGGGCUGGCUCGCUAGCUCUGUCGUUGGCUCUUUGUUUUCGCCUACAGCGUGCGAGUCUAGUCGGAGGAGCUCGUUUAACUGGAAGCGGACGCCCCGGCCUCACUUCUGUCAAAAAGCCACGAAAGUGCCUUGCCGACAAUUGAUGCGUUCCUGUCUCUGGGAUGAUGUCGGUGUGCUUGGAGUCGGGCUUUUCCAGCGAAGAGGUGCUGAGCGUGCGUUUCCCGCUGCAUAGAGCCUGUAGGGACGGCGAUGUGGGCGCCUUGUGCGCACUGCUCCAGCGAUGCGAAACCCGGGCGGACUUGAGCGCCGAAGACUCCUUCUACGGCUGGACUCCCAUACACUGGGCUGCGCAUUUCGGAAAGCUGGAGUGUGUGAUGAGGUUGGUGCAAGUCGGAACAGGAAUCAACACAAUGACGACAAGAUUUGCUCAGACUCCUGCUCACAUUGCUGCAUUUGGUGGACACCCAGAAUGCUUGCUGUGGCUUGUUCAGACAGGUGCCGACAUAAACAGACAAGAUUAUGUGGGAGAGACUCCAAUCCACAAAGCAGCUCGAGCUGGAAGUGUAGAUUGUGUGAAAAUUCUUUUGAAGUAUGGAGCAAAAGCAGACUUGAGAAAUGCUAGUGGCCUGACAGCAGCUGAUCUUGCACAUGCCCAAGGCUUCCAUGAAUGUGCAGAGGUCCUCUCAAAUGUGCAGAACCAACUCAAUCAGCUCAAUGGUUUUAUUACAAAUGGGGUGUUAAAUGGAAUCCAUUCUGAGUCAAGAACCAAUUUCACUGGUGGGCCCAGAAAGCGUUCUCUUGAAUAUCCCGAGUCUAAUCUAGUGAAGAAAGCUAGAACUGAUGCAGAUCGUGAAAUGGCCUUGAUGUACAGAAAUGGUGAAGAUGAGCUAGAAGCCAUGCACACAGAAUCUGAUCCUGCAAACAGUUCAGGUGCACAAGUUUCAGGAGUUGUAAACUACAAAACCUGUCUGGGAAAAGCAUUGGAAAAUGGAUUUCUCGCCAAUGGAGUCCUCUCUGAAGCAGGAAGUAAUAGUAAUGAAGCUAAACAAGGUGCUGACAUCCCUCUAGUUGCUGACAAUGGCUGGAUAAACUCUGCUGGUGAAAGCCAUGGUGCUGACAUGUGUGGUUCACUUCAUCUGGGUGGGAGUCCCAGCAGCUGUGUCCCUCAAAGGCCAACAUGGGUGCCUAGCGAUUUGGCAGACACCUUGCACUAUGGCCAUUUUCAUGGGUUUGGAGACACUGCAGAGAGCAUUCCAGAAGCUAGCAGCCUGGAUGAGCAUUGCACUUCCAUUAAAGCAGAGCAGCGGUAUGACAAUGCAGUCUAUAGUGCCUUGCACAUGUUUCAUGGUUCCUAAACAGUCCACUUCUGUUUCCUUAGUGGUUUUAUGAGUCUGUUAGCACUUUCAUGCAGAGGAGGAAAGAAGGGUCAGAAAAAAAUCCAUUACCAAAAAUAUUUAAGUGUUGCAUUUCUCUCUUUGCUGAAAGGUUGUUCAUUUAUAGUGUUUGUUUGCUUUGCUGUCUUUCCUUUAUGCAUUUUUUAAACAUGUAUUAUUUACAUUAUAUUUUAAGUUUGUAUUUUUAUGUUUUUGGGGACUUUUCCCAAAUAUCUGUGUUGAAACCAACAUGUGAGUGUGGUGGAUUUUGUACAACUUUGUCUUUGUUUUUUUUUUGUUUUUUUUAAUUGUUCUUUGUAUAGCAUCUCGGUUUUGUAAAAUGUUUUCAGAUAGAUUUUGAAAUUAAGGAAAAGUUGAUAAUAUAACUACACAAGUUAAAGCGUUUAAAAAAAAUUCUUUUUUUUUUUUUUUCUAAAGUUAAUUUGUCUAUAGUUAAACAUGCUUUUGGAAAGCAUCAACAAGGUAAUUGUGUGCCAGUAAUUGCAUUUUGAAGCACUAAGUUUAGGGAUUUAUUACUUUGUUCAUUUGAAUUUGUGUUUAAAAAAAAAAAAUGGCAUUUGAGCGUUACAUUCCUAAAUUGUAUUCCUUCUGUAAAUGCUUUCUUUUACUGUAAAUAAAAAAGUAAAUACAGAAA